Molecule: messenger RNA, 4059 nt
Organism: Propithecus coquereli (Coquerel's sifaka)
Lineage: Eukaryota; Metazoa; Chordata; Mammalia; Primates; Indriidae
Gene: RTL5
Product: retrotransposon gag domain containing 4
Exons: 2
Coding region: 162-1862 (566 amino acids)
Source: RefSeq, a predicted model, not a curated record
CGCGCCGCUCGGCCCUCUGUCCCCAGCGCCGCCCCCCGUGCUCGCCCCGGUGGGUGUGGCCCGGCCUCUCCCGCGCCCGCCGCCGCCGCGUUUCGGCCUCCUCCCGCCGCCCUAGCUCCCGGUCCUCCGCCCCGAGGCCCAGGGCCCCUGAGCUGGUCAAGAUGUCCGAGGCGGCAGGAAACCUCAAUAGCCUCCGCAUGGCCAACGUAGCCCUGCGGGAAGAAUUAAAUGCCCUGCGCGGGGAGAAUGCCAACUUGGGCCUCCAGCUCGGAAGAGCCCUGGCUGAGGUUAAUUCCUUGCGGGGCAAUGUCUCGAGCUACAUCCGCUGGCCAGUGCCCAUAGUGCCCGUCCUUGCCGAGGAGAACUUUGAGUUCCCGCUCAGUGAGAUCGACGCCAUUCCCGAGGGAGAGCUGCCCUUCUUGUGCUGGCCUCCCCCGCGCACGGAGCCCGAGUAUGUCUCGGAUGAUCUUUUGAUUAACGUGAUCCAGGACUGCAGCACCCCGGAUGGGCCCACCGACCCUCCUCUGCUGCCCAUCCCUCCCCCACCGGCGGUGCCCCCGCCCGCGCCAAAGGAGCCGCCCCCGCAGGCCCCUCUGCCACCGCUGGAGCGGCCUGAGAUAGAGCCGUUUUCAGGUGACCCAGUCUACCUGGCUGAAUUCCUGAUGCAGCUAGAGACCUUCAUAGCUGACCAUGAGGAUCAUUUCCCCGGGGGCGCCGAGCGGGUGGCCUUUCUGAUCUCCUUUUUCACUGGUCAAGCCAAGGACUGGGCCAUCUCGGUCACCCAGGAAGGAAGCCCCCUGCAUGCCAACUUCCCGCGCUUCCUGGAUGAAAUCCGUAAGGAAUUCUGUGGUCCCAUCCCCCCACGUGUGGCUAAAAAGGCCAUCCGCAAGCUCAAGCAGGGACACUGUACCCUCGGCAGCUAUGCAGAUGCUUUUCAGUUCCUGGCCCAAUUCUUGUCUUGGGAUGACUGCCGCCUCCAAAAUCAAUUCCUCAAAGGCCUGUCGGAAUUCUUCCGCAAGGAGCUCUUAUGGUCAACUGAAAUGGCUGACCUGGAUGAACUGAUUCUCGAAUGUGUGGAGAUAGAACGAAAGGUGCGCAUCCCCAAGCCAAUCCCGCUCCCUGGGGUUCGCAAUGUCUUCUUCCCUUUUGCUCCGAGCCCUAAUGAGGAUGAAAGUGAAGAGGAAGAGUACUACAGUGAGGAUGAAGGCCAAGAGGCACGCAGGCGCAGGCUUCACCCCAAGGACCAGCGGAGGCGCAUGAGGGCUUUUCAGCAAGAGAUGAAGGAGGAGGAGGAGGAGAUGAAGGAGGAAGACAUGAGUAAGGAGGAGGAAGAGGAGGAGAUGAAACAGAAAGUGGAGGAGGAGGAGAUGACGAAGAACCAAGAUGAAGAAGAGAAUAAUGAUGAGGAAGAAGAUGAAGAUGAGGAUGGGGGCCAGAAACCAGAGCAGGAGCCAGGGCAGCAGCCAGGGCAGGAGCCAGGGAUGGCGGAGACCUAUGGUGAGGAGGAGGAGGAGCCCCUGGACGAGGCCCAAGAGGAUGACCUAGAUGACCUGAUGGAGAUGGAGCCGACCUUUGCUCACGCGUCAUCCCAGACUUCUGGCCCCGUAAGUGGCAACUACGCCGAAAAUUUCCUGGGUGCAUCGCCUCCCAUAAUACAGCCCAGCAGACGGAGGAACCAGAAUCGAGUCCCACUCCUGGAGGGCCUUCCAGGCACCAAUUCGCCAUUCUACAGCUCGCCACCGCUGAUUCGCCGCGCGGGUCGCCUGGGGCAACGCCAAAUUCGAAGACGCCCCCCAGUGCUAUUCCGCCUCACUCCGAGACAGGGGGGCCACCGAGCUGCUCGUGGCCGAAUUCGCGUGUGAGUGCCGGGGCGACAUGGCCACCCGGAACACACCCUUCUUCUGCGUCCCCCACCCCUGCUAUUGCUGCCACACCUGCCCACCUGCUGACCAGCACUUAAGGGAGUUCUAGACCUGCAGAACCGGAAGAAGACCUACAGAACUCCAGACCGUCUUGCAAGCAAGACCAGAGAGUGACAUGUGCCUGACCAGGGCCACUUGGGAAAGGAGGGAUGAGCAAUAGCUGCCCUGCUGGCAUGUACUCUGCUCAGUCCCGCCACAGCUGGAGAGAGGUUUCUGGGCCUGUUCCCAUAAAUGAACUGGUCGCCCUCUUGUAUUUCCCCUCUAGUUGUUCCUAACCCUCACCUCUCCUGCGUUUAUUUGCCCUGUGUUCUACAGUUUUAUCCUCUGACUGGCUCACCAGGACUUCACCCAAUGCCUCACUGAUCUGCCCCAGGGACCAAAGGACAGGCUACACUGAACUCCUAAAGCCACUGAGGCCAGUUACUAGAUGUAAUCGACAGCGAGCAGGUAUCAAGAAAUGUACCUAGAAGCCUCCACUCAUUUCAUGUCACGCCUCCAGCAGAAGGGCCUGGAAGAGGACCCUACAUGUAGUCCAGUGAGAGUGUGCAAAGCCACUUGUCAAAUGAACAACUAAGAUUUGUCCUUGACUGACUGUGUAAGCUAGUUCCGCUUCUGGCACUUGAGGGCCCUUGAACCAGCUUGCCAAAUCUGGGGCCCUCUCCUCUUACCACGCUGCCCUCCUGGGCAUCCCUGGUGGACAGUGCCCACCUUUCCUUGAUGUUGCCUAAAGGGUAGGCAGUUGUGGGGUGGGGGAGGAGGAAGAGGAGGAGGAGAAAGAAGCAGCAACAACUCAGUUUGCCAUUGUAAGGAGUGACUCUUGCCUUAGGAAUGGUGGUCUCCUCCCCCAGCCAGGCCUUGGACUUCAGCCCCCAGUCAAAGGUCUUUCUAGGAGACUUUCCAUCCUUGAGGUCACAGAGGAGGCCUAACUGGCCUUUCCUUCUGGGACAGCCAAAGAGAGGGAGGGCCCGGGGCCUGCUCUUUAACUCCCUUUGACUUCAAGGAUUCCUUAGUUCGGAGAGGAGAGAGAAAGGUUGGCUGUACAGAGACUGCAGCCCCUGCAGCCUUGCAGCUGGGACACCUUCAUGUCUCUCGAAUAGGGGUCAACCCCUGGCCUGCUGCUGUGCUUUGAUUAGACAGUGAGGCAUAAGAGGGUGACUGCCUCCUAGGAACUCCUAGGACUUCUGGGUACAAACCCAGGUGCCCUUAUAAAGAGACCUGCUGCUCACCUUGGGUCCAGAAAACACUGCUUUUGCAGUGAAAAAUACACGUUUACUAUGUCAGCUCUGGCCACAAAAUGCCAGCCAAACUGGAAAGCCCGAACUGCCCGGGACACUGAACUUUCUGCGCAGUGCCUGCAGCUGGGCAAGUGCAGCCAAAGUGUCUGUGGCCAGAGGGAGGGAACAGUCAAACCUCUGUUCCUGAUUGGAGUCUGACAGAUAACCUCAGCCCAGCCUUAGGAUUUGGUCCUGGCGGCAAGAGGAAGGAGCUGGAGGAAGAGGAGUCGCAGAGAAACCCAGUCCUCCGACUGGUUUCUGGUGAGGUCUCUGUUCGUCAUUGGGAGCUUAUUUCCUCAGGAGAGCAUUCCAGAAGGGGAACUGCUAUUCUUCGAGGCUGUGGACCCUGUUUGCUGGUGGCCGACACGCUGUCCCUGCUGUCCCACGUCCCUGUGGAGGAGUAUGAAGGACAGGUGCCUUGCACCCCUACUUCCAGGGAGCCCUCAGCACAGGUCCCGCCUGUUCCCAUGGUGCUUCUCACCCUGAACCCUCGGAGCCUCAACCAGGGACAGAGUGGAUGAGCAGUGAGCUGGUUUCCGACCCUCUGGGGGCAGGAGGGGCUUGGGCUUCCCUUUGACCCUCUUCCCCGCUUUCCCAGAUCUUCAAUAUUUGUUGUGAUGUAACAGCCACAAGAGCUGCAAGAGGAACUAUGGGCUUUGGGCGUUUUUCUUGGGUUGAAAGGGGUUGGGGGAGAGGAUGCAUGCGGGGCAUGAAGGCAGCCCAAGGACUCCCAGAGACUCGGAGGACUCAUCUGAGAUAAAUGUGUUAUUGUGUUAUUGUUGCAUUACUGUGUUGUGAAAAUAAGAAAUUGCUCUGUAUGCUAAAGCUUUCUCUCCUCAAUAAAAAUACAAAGGGUGUGUAAA